GAUGAGCUGGAAAACCUAGCACUGAGCCACUGCUAACACCGGGAGGCAAAGGACGCGGGAGAUGGCUGUGCAGGCUGCCAUCAUGAAUCCUCACUUCAUCCAUUUCUGCUUCCCCGGUUCCUCGGUGGAGUACGAGGUGGAGAGUGCUUACAGCGGGGCGCUGCUGGGAGAGGUGGGCAGCUCCGGGGAAUUGAAGGAAACCACCAGCGCCCUCCUCAACUUCAUCGACUCAGCCUCCAGCAACAUCAAGCUGGCUUUAGACAAGCCGGUCAAAUCCAAGCGGAAAGUCAACCACAGAAAGUAUUUGCAGAAGCAGAUUAAGAGGUGCACCGGGAUGAUCUCCGGCGGCAGUAGCAGUUCAGGAGGCGGCCAGGAGGCGGGUAGUAAGAGACAAGUGCCUCUGUCCUCCUCCUCCAGCGGCGGCGGCGGUACCGGCCAUUUCCAGUGCAAGCCGCCGCCCAAGAAGGACGCCUCCCAGUCAAGCCUCCAAAGCAAGUCCCUGGCGGCGCUGUUUGACUCGGUCCGGGAUCUCCGGCGAUCGGCGGCGGGUGACCGGGCCCUGGUGGCGGCUGCAGCCGCCGGGAGCAGCAGGAAGAUCCCGCUGAGGAACCGCAACUUGCCGCCGUCUUUCUUCACCGAGCCGGCCAACGUGAAGAUCACCUCGACCUCCGGGAUGUCCCUCAAGGACCUGGAGAGGGGCAACCCCGAGGCCGCCGAGUUCUUCGAGCUGCUCGGGCCGGAUUACAGCAACAUGAUCUCCGGGCAGGAGCCCUUCCUGGGCUCGGCUCUGCGGAUCCAGCAGGAAGGCAACUGCGAGCUCGCCUCGUACGAUUCCUACCGCGGCCUGGGCUCCCUGGGCGGCAGCUUGGCCCACUUCCCGGAGCCCUGGCUCCCCUGCAGCGCCGCCAAGAAGAGCCCCACAGGCGGCUGCAACCUCGCCGUUAGCGAAGGGGCUCGGACACUGCCCGUACAGACACCGUUAUAUCCCAACAACCAAGCCGUAAACUCUUCACCCAUGGAGGAGCCCCCAGUCAGUCUAGUCAGCUUCCCGCAGUUUUUCCCGGAAUGUUCACUCCCGCAGGUCCCCUACGAAUACAGCCCGGGAUAUAACUGCAGCAGACAAAACUUCCCGAGUCUUUAAUCAUCCCCGUUUUCCAGUCACUACUUCACCACGCAAAGUCUCUUGAACUGGGCUCCGUUGUAUUUGACCAGUAUUACAGGUGAAUUGUUCAGAAAGGGAGAUCGGUAAAAGGCCCUUUUUUUUUGUACUUUCCAAUACGAAUCCGCAAUGUGCAUUCACUCGAGCUAUACCUAACUUUAGAAUUAAGGCACGGUGCCUUCAAUUCCGUCGCGAAGAAGAUGACACUUUUCCACAGUGUUUUACACGAGGGGACCAGCUCAUAGCGAGUAUCCUGGUUGCUAACAUUUUUUAGGGCAAACAUAAUGGCUGGUUAUUAUUCCGUGUUAGUUUAGAUCACGAAAUCGUGUAAAAUGUGAGCAGGCGUGCUGUAAUGGGGUAUGAAGCUUGUGCUGAAUUGCAAAACGGGUCCUUCCAACUUCCAAUGUUGCAUGAAAGUCGAAAAGAAAAAUAAUCUUUUACUUCAAGUUUGGCGUUGUUGUCUUUCAAACGGUGUUUAGAUGCAAUUGCACUUUGUGGAUUGAAAGAUUUGACUAAGUCUGUAUUGAUUCAGCGAACAGUUCUGUACGUGACAACGGACGACAAGUCCCGCACUGCCAGUACACAAACAUAAUAAUAAGGUAUAUUGUAGUCAAAAAAUCUGUUUAAAACGAUAUAAUUUUGAACGUGUACACCAAAACAUCGGGUAGCUAAACCCAACCUGCUGCGUUAGAUUAAUGGGUACUAAGGAAAUGCGACACAGUUAACAUUGAACCAUAAUUGCAUUUGGUUUUGGAAUAAAUAAACGUUUUUAGAA
This is a messenger RNA of Chiloscyllium plagiosum (whitespotted bambooshark), 1934 nucleotides long. RefSeq names its product family with sequence similarity 181 member B (gene fam181b). The record is from RefSeq and is a predicted model, not a curated record. NCBI's taxonomy places the organism in Eukaryota, Metazoa, Chordata, Chondrichthyes, Orectolobiformes, Hemiscylliidae.